Molecule: messenger RNA, 4500 nt
Organism: Zasmidium cellare ATCC 36951
Lineage: Eukaryota; Fungi; Ascomycota; Dothideomycetes; Mycosphaerellales; Mycosphaerellaceae
Exons: 3
Coding region: 1-4500 (1499 amino acids)
Molecular function (GO): lipid binding
Source: RefSeq, a predicted model, not a curated record
AUGUUGGAGGGCACCGCCGGUCGGGCCCACGAGUUGAAGGUGCAGGGCGCUGUCGAGGCGGCACAGGAGGGAGCUGUCGACCCGCAGCAGGCCGAGAAGACGCUGGCACAACACGCCCGUGCUGCCGGUGCCGCGACCUUCGAGUUCAAUCCUGAUGCCAGUCCAGAGGAGAAGGCGGCACAAGCGAAAGAGCGAGCGGGUCCACGACUGCAUAGAAAGCACAAGACUGCAGCUCUAGUCACUGAUGCUGACGAUGGCGAAGACGCCGGCUACGAUCUACCUCCUCCCAGCAAAGACGGCGUCAUCGCCAGCCCACCCACUACGAACGGAACCGCCAAUGGCAACAUUGUCAAGGAAGAAGAUGAGCACUUUGAAAAGGUGGGAUGGGCACCGAGAUUCGGCAACCCAGGCUUGAAGGAUGACGACGGCACAUUGGCAGACCACCAGACCUUCCUCGAGGGCAAGCUGGACGACAAGUUCUUCGGGGACUGGUACCACAAUGCCGCAGUCAUCAUCUUUGCCUGUUUGGCAUCAUGGACUGUGGCCGUUCUGGGAGGUGGUUUGGGCUGGAUCUUCAUCGUCAUGGCUGCGUGCGGAACAUACUACCGGACAUCGCUUCGCAGAGUAAGACGCAACUUUCGGGACGACAUUACCCGCGAACUCGCGAAGAACAGGCUCGAGACUGACACCGAAUCUCUCGAAUGGAUCAACAAUUUCAUGGAGAAGUUCUGGCCAAUCUACGCACCAGUCUUGUGCUCGACAAUUGUCAGCUCCGUCGACCAAGUCCUGAGCACCUCCACUCCCGCCUUCCUGGACAGCAUGCGAAUGAAGAUGUUCACCCUGGGUACGAAGCCUCCCAGACUGGAGCAUGUCAAGACUUACCCCAGAGCUGAAGACGAUCUUGUCAUCAUGGACUGGAAGUUCAGCUUCACGCCAAACGACACUUCAGACAUGACUGAGAAGCAGAAAGCCAACAAGAUCAAUCCAAAGAUUGUCCUGGAGAUUCGCGUGGGCAAGGCUAUGAUCUCCAAGGGUCUGGACGUCAUUGUCGAGGACAUGGCAUGCACGGGUAUCAUGCGUGUGAAGAUGAAGCUACAGCUUCCCUUCCCUCACAUUGACCGGGUCGAGAUUUGUUUCCUGGAGCGGCCACACAUCGACUACGUCUGCAAGCCGCUAGGAGGCGACACGCUCGGCUUCGACAUCAACUUUAUUCCUGGUCUCGAAAGCUUCAUUCAGGAGCAGAUUCACGCCAACCUUGGCCCCAUGAUGUACGCGCCGAAUGUCUUCCCCAUCGAGAUUGCCAAGAUGCUCGCAGGUAGCCCUGUCGACCAAGCGAUUGGAGUAUUGCAAAUUCACUUCCACGGCGCUCAAGGCCUGAAGAAUCCAGACAAGUUCUCAGGAACUCCAGAUCCAUAUGCGACUGUUUCGAUCAACAACCGCGAUGUGCUCGGCAAGACCAAGACUGUGCAUGAGAACGCCAACCCAAGAUGGACGGAGACUGUCAGCAUUAUCCUGACGAGCUUGCGCGAGCCAUUGACUAUUGGCAUCCACGACUACAACGAGUACCGCAAGGACAAAGAGCUUGGUGUGGCAACGUUCAAUCUCGAGCAGCUGGAAAAGAACCCCGAGUGGGAGAACCAACAGCUUGAAGUCUUGCUCAACGGCCGAGCGCGCGGUACUGUUUCCGCAGACAUUCGCUUCUUCCCAGUCCUGGAGGGCCACAAGCUGGAGGACGGCACUGUCGAGCCGCCACCGGAGAGCCUGACGGGUAUCGCCAAGUUCACUGUCGAACAGGCCAAAGAUCUCGACGGUUCCAAGUCCAUGGUUGGCCAGCUGAACCCAUAUGCCGUGCUCCUACUUAACGGGAAGGAAGUACAGAUCUCGCAGAAGCUCAAGCGAACCAACAACCCCAUCUGGCCGAAUGCAACCAAGGAGAUGCUCAUUACCGAUCGCAAGAAAGCGAAGCUCGGUCUAGUCAUCAAGGAUGAUCGGGAUAUCGCCCACGAUCCCGUGCUGGCGACAUACCAGAUCAAGCUGGACGACCUUCUCGAUCUCACUAACAAGGGACAGGAAUGGUUCAAUUUGGCAGGCACAAAGACUGGUCGUGCAAAGAUGUCUUUGCAGUGGAAGCCUGUGGCACUAAAGGGCUUCUCGGGCGGCAAUGGCUAUAUUGACCCUAUUGGUGUGAUGCGUUUCCACUUCAAGUCUGCCAAGGACCUCAAGAACCUGGACACCGUCGGCAAGUCUGAUCCCUACGCACGUGUGCUGCUUUCCGGCAUUCAGAAAGGUCGCACCGUCACCUUCAAGAACAACCUCAACCCCGACUGGGACGAGGUCUUCUAUGUGCCUGUACAUUCCACGCGUGAGAAGCUGACCGUGGAGGUCAUGGACGAGGAAAAUGUCGGCCGAGACCGCACGAUGGGUCAGAUGGAGAUUAUCGCCGCCGAAUACAUCAAACAAGACUCGAACGGAGAGUACCUGGUCCAUGAUACCAAGAACGAUACCAUUUCGUCCCUUCUGAGGAUUGGACGUGGUGCGCCAAAGGGUACUCUGAACUUCACCGUCGCCUUCUAUCCUACCCUGAACGUCAUCGAUCCAGAAGAAGAGGAGCGCGAAAAGGAGGAAGAGAAAGACAAGGUUCGGACAAGCGCUGAUAGCUCGCGAAAGAGCAUGGGCUCUCGCAAGAGCACUGAAGUCAAUGGAACCAAGACCGUUACUGAUACUCCACCUCGCCCUGUCCGAAGCGGCACAGUUGGUACAAUUAGCAGUCUCAAGUCAACUGGUGAAGGCGCUGAGAUGAGGCGAGCGCUCGAAGCUAAUGAGGGCGAGCAAGACGACGAAGUCAAGAAGGAGGUUCCCAAGAUCAGAAUCACGGCUGAUGAUCUGCAGCAAUAUGAAUCCGGUCUCGUCGUUUUCACCGUCCACGAAGGAGACUUGGCGUACACUGGAAGCUACUUGGAAGUGGUCAUGGACGACAUGAGAUAUGCUUCGUACACCAGCGCCAAGAUCCGCUCGCGCCAACAUUCCUUCAAUGAGACCGGUGAUGCGAUGGUUCGCGAGCUGGAUCUUUCUCGCAUGACUUUACGUCUGGUCACAGAGACGGACAAGAAGGGCACGGAGGAGAGUGACAUUAAAGCCAGGGUGACUGGCCCGACACUCGAAACACUUCGCAGAUGCUUGUACACACCUCAGGUCAUCAGCCUCAAGGACUCGCAAGGCCAUGAAAGCAAGGUCAAGGUGUCGAUGCGAUUCCUUCCUGUCAAAAUGGAGUUGGAUGCCAGCGAAUCCUUCAACAACCAAGGUACUCUCCGCGUAGAGGUGUUGGAUGCUUCAGACCUUCCAGCUGCGGACCGCAAUGGAUUCUCUGAUCCUUUCUGCCGAUUCGUCCUGAAUGGCGAGCAGGUGUACAAGACGUCGACUCAGAAGAAGACGUUGCACCCAGCAUGGAACGAGUUUUUCGAAGUGCCAGUUCGCAGCCGGACGGCCGCCAAGUUCGAUGUGAACGUCUACGACUGGGACUUUGGCGACAAGGCGGACUAUCUGGGAUCUGCAUCCAUCAGCCUCGACGUGCUGGAGCCUUUCCAGGCACAGGAAGUUGUUUUGAACUUGGAUGGCAAGAGUGGAUCCAUCAGAUUGAAGAUGCUCUUCAAGCCCGACUACAUUACCCGCUCGCGCCAGGGCUCUUCUACAUUCUCUGGCACGUUUGCUGCACCCGGAAAGAUCAUUGGUGCACCAGUCAAGGGCGUCGGAAAAGUUGGCAGUGCUGUCGGUGGUGGCCUAUUUAAGGGGGCUACAUUCGUCGGUCGUGGCUUCAAGCGACGAACACAGAACCCAGAUGAUGUCCCAGACGAAGCGACGGCUGAGCUACGUGCGACAAGCAUGGAGUCUGCGGACGCAAGCAGUCGACCAGGAACCGCAGCGAAUGGAUCAAUGCACGGCAACUCGAUUGAUGGACUGGCUGUCCCUAGCAGGGAAGGCGUGGCGACGCCUAGGACGCCUCACCAACGCCAGACCAGCUUUGGCCAGUAUUCGCAGAGCCCAGCGGUGGCUGGCGAAGUUGGCACCGCCACGAUAUCUGUGGUCAGUGUCUCUGGCUUCGAGGCAGACACCAAGCUGGAAGUGCACGUCCACCAGGAAAGCAAGCAUGGCCAUAAGGAAGUCUUCAAGACCAAGUCUGUGAAAGCCAAGACUGGCGAGGCGACGUACGCAGAGGAGUCGAAGAAGAUCCAGUGCAAUGCCGCGCAGCAGUUCAAGGUGGCCGUGAAGAAUGAUCGGUCUUUCGGCAGAGACGAGGACCUUGGAGAGGCACCAUUCUUCAUCAACGACCAAGCUCAAGGUGGCGAGCAACAGAUCCAGGUCGGACAGGGAAUCGUGGUCAUUCGAACUUCGUUCCAGCCUGCAGAAGCCGGCAGCAUGCUGUCGCCCGAGUCACCUGCUAGUGGCAAGCUCGGGCGAUUUAUGAGCCGGCGAGAACGCAGCGUGACGCCGUCUGGGAACUAG